Messenger RNA from Solanum pennellii, 393 nucleotides. RefSeq lists its product as uncharacterized. Lineage: Eukaryota; Viridiplantae; Streptophyta; Magnoliopsida; Solanales; Solanaceae. The transcript is spliced from 3 exons. The record is from RefSeq and is a predicted model, not a curated record. The coding region runs from base 1 to 393 and encodes 130 amino acids.
AUGGCAUAUGAUUUGAGGAACAAAACGGAACCGUCUUACAGUACGCAAUCGCCCAUGUACAGCCGGCCGGCCACCACUGCUCUUCCCCUUCCCAGCCAUCACAGUCCGAUGUACGGUCAAGCCUCCGGUAAACCAUCCAGCCUUUACCAUCGUCCACUACCUCCAUUGGCUCCACAAGGAGACGUUCCUCAAUGCACAUUUCACUUUGAUUUUGACCUUGAGAAGAAGAUUUUGGCUGAAGCAAAUCAAAAGGAAAGCCAAAUUUGGAGCAGGUUACCUGUCGAAAAUCUUCCAUCUAGAGGGUCGGACCAAGCUUCAAAGAAAGAGUAUAUAGUUGGGUCUUAUGGCUGUUUCCAUCUUAAUGGUUGUACGAAUUUGUCACUAAGGAAAUAA